This is a messenger RNA of Durusdinium trenchii, 1799 nucleotides long. The record is from the annotation of a GenBank genome assembly. NCBI's taxonomy places the organism in Eukaryota, Dinophyceae, Suessiales, Symbiodiniaceae.
GUAAAUUCAAAGGGAACACCCAAGUGCAAGCUUCGAAGUCUUAUGUAUGCAUGUGAUUUCAUAUAAUAAGUGCAGAAAUGAAAAGCUCACAUUAAUUAACGAGAAUUGACACCACUAUGGCACUUUGAGUGAUCGGUUUGAGGUGGGGCCCUGCCUUGCAUCCAAAACAGGACGUACUUUGCACGUCUUUGUCCUGCUGCUUUUAGAUCACAACUCGUUCACCGAACCACUUCGCCAUGGCACUGUGGAAAUUACUCCUGGCUUGCCUCCACCAAGUGGAUGCUUUGGACAAUGGACUGGGAUUGCUCCCACAGAUGGGCUAUAACACUUGGAAUGAUUUUGAAUGUGAGGGUGUUUCUGCCAAAAACAUUUCAAAGGUAGCUGACAAGAUGGUCGAAUUAGGACUGCCAGCUUUGGGCUAUGAAUAUUUGAUCAUAGAUGACUGCUGGGCAGAUCACCGUGGAAAAGAUGGAAAGCUCGUGCCCGAUCGUAAUGCCUUCCCACACGGUAUGAAGCACGUGGCGGACUAUGUCCACAGUAAAGGCUUGAAGUUCGGCAUCUACAUGGACCGCGGGCGAUGGACUUGUGCUGGGCGGCCAGGAAGCCAGGGCUAUGAGGAGGUUGAUGCCAAAACCUUCGUCUCUUGGGGAGCGGAUUAUGUGAAGACGGAUUCCUGUAAUGGUCCAGACUCCUUGGAGGAUCCGCCUUCCGCUGCGGCAAUUGCGCAGUAUCAGCUCUUCCGAGAUGCCUUGAAUGCAACGGGUCGUCCCGUUUUUCUGGCUUUAUCUGGGUGGCACAACUGGUAUAGUCCUUACGGGGAAAGCCUGGCAAACUCCUGGAGGAUCGGCUAUGAUGUCCGGAACUGGCAAUCAGCGUGGAACUUUGCGAUUCGUGUCAAUGGUUUCCUCUCAGACUUUGGUGGCCCUGGUGGAUGGAAUGACCCUGAUAUGUUGGUGGGAUCUUCCAGUAAAACAGCCGUGCAGAUGACCCCACAGCAAUCGCGCACUCAGUUUUCACUCUGGUCCGUUAUGGCAGCCCCUUUGCUGCUUGGAUCCAUGCUGUCAAUGGGCCAUCAUGAUCUUGAAACCUACACCAACACCGAAGUGAUUGCUGUAGAUCAAGACCCUUUGGGCAUUCAAGGUGAGAUCGUUUGGGAGAACUGCCCCCUGCGCAAGCGCACCAAUAUCAAACAGUCGCAGUUCUAUGACGAGAUACCAGCUUGUCAGCAAGUGUGGGCCAGGCCGAUCACAGACGGUUUCGCCAUUGUCCUUUUAAAUCUGGAUGCCGAGAAGCCUGCAAAUGUCAGCUUCGCAGUCUCUGAUGUUUGUUGGUCCAGUCAGGCUUUUGUUGGAAAGCCUUGCAAUUUCUUUGAAGAAGCUUCAGUGAGGGACUUGUGGAGAAAAGAACACCUGGGCAUCAGAAAGUUUAUCAACGUGACCUUGGCCCGAGAUGGUGCAUCUCAAAUGUUCAAGAUCAAACCAAUCAUCCCUCAAGCUCCACACACAAGCGCGAAGAAGAAGACACCUGCGUCGACGGCGACUGGACAUCGCCCGAAGUCGCGCCACAGGGAGCCCGUCUCUUCGCACUUUUCGGUCGCACUGGAGACUGAUGCGGUGCAUUUCCUACAGCAGCCCGACGAGCUUUGAGAAAUGUGCUCUCGCCAUCUCGCCAUGUCUGGACAUUUGUGCUGAAGAGCUAAGAAGAGCUCCAGAAUCCUGCCCGUUUGGAACUGCGACUUUCCCUUUAAGAGGUCAUUUAGUCGGUUCUUGAGCGGAGCUCGCUGAUUGACUGGAAUGGAU